UCUACGGUAAAAAAAGUAAAGGAAAAAAAAACAGGAGUAACAAAACAAAACGCGUAUCGAGUGUAAUAUUACAUUACUUCGUACGUAUGUAAUAAAUACAUGUCGUGACAAUAAUGUACACAUCAUAUCUAUAACGAGGAACCUUGAAUAUCGUUGUUUAUAUCGAUGUAAUAUACAAUAAUUUAACUGAAAAUAAAUGAAUUCAAACGAUUGUCGGUAAAAAUAUUUGAAGAAUAAAUGAACCAAAGCCCGUGAAUGUUUAAAUUAUUUAUCUAUAAAUAAUUAUUUCGAUGCCUUUUUCUUCAUACGUUCAAAAUCUCGUCUCACCGGUCGUAAAUUAAAUCGCGUACCUAGUCGUCGUCUACGCGGAUUAAACGUCAAUAAUAUUUGUUUUAUGUAUUUAUAUAUUGUUUAUUAGACGCGUUAAUAUAUAUGUAUAUAUAUAUAUAUAUAACUACGAAAGAUCCGGUUUUCUCUUUUCCCUGUUGUUCAUGUUCUUCUGAUACGUGUACCGCGUGUAAUAAUAUUAUAAUAUCUUUGAAAUAGUGUGCAUUGAAUUAUAAUAAAUAUAUAUUUACACAAGGUGUGAAUCAUGAACGCAAAUAUAAAUUAUCGAGUUGCCAUUUGGAUAUGCGUCAUCGUGAAUUUUGCUUCUGGAAAUGUACAGAGCAAAGUGCGAUGCUUCAAGGAUAGGAUGGAGGUCGACGUAACGCGGAGCAGCCCACAGGCGACGAUUUAUCUCGAGAAUCUGAAGAAUUAUCCAGAUGAAGCUUGCAAGCCGAAGUUGAGCGAGGGGGUUGCCACUUUCAAACUAUCACUCGUCCGCGAGGAGAUGAUGCGCUGCGGUCUGACGCGGGUUUUAAAUAAAAUGACGGGGAAGAAGGUCUACUAUCACAGAAUAAUCGUCGAGGAACCGACCGAUUCCAGUAAGCACACGUUCACCGUCAAGUGUGGAAUCACCGAAGUGACAGUGCCUCAUAAAUCAGUGACAUCCGGGACGAGCUUGGCGCCGAAUCGAACGAUUUUACAACGAAGAAGUUUACCCGACGAUUUCGAAGAGUCCGAGGUCAUCGGAACGAUCGAAGACGUCCUGGGAAAGGCACCGACGCCAACUCUCAGCGUCGGCGUUCGUCAGGGCGGCAAUCUGGUCACCGGGGAACUUCACGUGAGUCCGGGAACUCCCUUGCAGAUGGAGAUCUAUCUGGAUACGAUCUCUGCCCCGACGUACGGUAUCCUGACAACUUACAUGCAAGUCUCGGACAUGAGGACUCAGGAGGAAACCAUCAUCUUCAACGGGUGUUCGGUGGAUCCUUACCUGUUCGAUAACUUUGAAACGGUCGACGGUGACUUUUUGACAGCGAAAUUUCGGGCUUUCAAAUUUCCGGAAAGUACCUACGUGCAAUUUCGAGGGACGGUAAACGUUUGCGUGGACAAAUGCGAGGGGAUCGAAUGCAGCAACGGGCGGAUCGGAUAUGGUAGAAAACGGCGCUCGGUAUCACCUCCUAACGGUGACAAGAAUAAUCUAUUCGAGGUGACGAUGUCGACCUUCAUAAAAGUCGAUUUUGAAGAAGGCGCUGAGGUUGAAAAAGCAUUGCUGGCGUUUGUUUUGAAAGGUAACAACGUUACCGCCUCCGAAGAAACAGCGGAAAGGCCCGAAUCGGCGGAAUCGGCUGCAGCUGUACAUCCGAAAAACGAGAUUCGCGAACAGUAUGAAUACAAGGUUGUGGAAAUGGAGACUGUGGCGACGGUGAACGCCGCUUUCUCAAUUACCGCGACGGGAUAUUUGAAAUUAGCUAGUAUUUUACUCGUCGUAUUCUAUACAUUAAUCUGAUCAAUUAGCGGGAGUAGCUGUCAUAAACGAUAAAUAUAAGGAGAAGAUCCCCGAAACGAUAAAAUGUUUCACGUGAAGCGUAAGAGGAAAAAAUUUAAGCGGAAAUUAGACGGAACAAAUUGAACAUUCUAAUUGAAAAAGUAAAAAAGAAAAUCCCGAAUCAUAACGAUAUCCUGCCGUACGCGUAGAAUUUAUCUGUUUACGGUAUUUAAUAUUUUUAUCUUUUUUUAAUCAAGUUCUACUAAUUGCAAAUUUCCUGCGCGUACAAAUAAUAAUAACAAUUAUAAUAAUAACAGUAAUAACAAUUACCGACGCGUAAUGGAAACGUUUUUUUUCAUUACAGCGCGCACUGCAAUUUAAUGCAUCCUAUAUAUUUUACGAUUUUUUUAUUUCCAUCUUAUACUCUGCGUACAGACGUUUUUUUACACUCUUUAUUAUUAAGCGUUAUAUUUUUUUACGAAGGAAACGAAAGAAUGAAACCGCGCGCGAGUCUUUCUUGGAAUCAAAAUUUGAUUUGUCCCACGCUUUCUCGAUGCAAGAUAAAUUAAUUUUGAAGACAAAUUUUUUUUUCUUCCAUAUCGGUAUGCAUUUAUUCAUAUGCACUUGGACUAGAUCGAUGUUUACAUUGAGAGAUUAUUACAUUACGCAUACGGUACGUUUUCAAAAAUCGAAUAGCGGAUGUUUCUAAAAUUUCGGAAUUAAUAGCGUAGUAGAGAAAAAAGGAAAGCUAAACGAUAUGUAGUUAACGAAAGAUAGAAAAAAAAUAUUCCAUCGUCAACCGUGGGACAAUUUCAUGUGAUACUAAUAUAUUAUUAUACCUAUAUACAAUAUAAAUAUAUAUUUAAUUAGUUAAUAAUUUCGUUUUACAUAAUAACGAUACGUAUGAAUAAUAACAAUUGAAUACCUACAAUACUGAACCUAUUAAAGCUCAUUAAUGAAAUCCUCGUGCAGCUAAACAACUGCUACUAACAAUAGGCCAGAGAGAAAGUGAAAUAAUAAUAAUAAUGACAAUGAUAAUAAUAAUAAUAUUAAUAAUAAUAAUAAUAAUGAUGAUGAUGAUAAUAACGAGGUAGGAUCGUGCAUUGUUAUCAUUAUUUUCCCAAUAAAAAUCGAUAAUAUUGAUGUGUUAAAUUCAAAAACUGUAAUACGUAAUUGAAAGUAAUUUCUUUAAAAUAUCAGGAUAGUAAAAGUCCGUCGUCUCUGAUUGUAUAAACGACGGUAUGUGUAUAAGUUAAUAAACGCGCAUUAAUAAUACGUAGGUAACAGAACACAAUACAGAAACGAAGCGCAACGAAUAAAUAGCGGUAUAUUAACAACGAUCGUUUUGAGUGUAUACCUGUAUAAGUUUAUACAAAUCGCGAUACCGAAUAUUUAUUAUGUCGAAUAAAAAAAAUAUUUAUUCGAUAAUUAUUGUUAUACAGGGUAUGCCCAAAUUUAGAAAGAUAAAUAAUUGAAAAAACAAAAUGAAUGACUUAUGAAAUGCGCGAUCAUGGAGAAGUAAGAAUAAUAAUUAUUAUUCUUAUAAAAAAAAAAAAAAAAAGAAAUAAUUAUCCGAUAUAUUGUUGUUGUAUGAAAUACAA
Messenger RNA from Neodiprion fabricii, 3411 nucleotides. RefSeq lists its product as uncharacterized. Lineage: Eukaryota; Metazoa; Arthropoda; Insecta; Hymenoptera; Diprionidae. The record is from RefSeq and is a predicted model, not a curated record. The coding region runs from base 593 to 1831 and encodes 412 amino acids. The transcript has 8 exons.